Molecule: messenger RNA, 3384 nt
Organism: Heterocephalus glaber (naked mole-rat)
Lineage: Eukaryota; Metazoa; Chordata; Mammalia; Rodentia; Bathyergidae
Gene: Qrich1
Product: glutamine rich 1
Source: RefSeq, a predicted model, not a curated record
CGCGUCCUCGUCUCGGUAUUUCGGCUCUCAUAGCUGUGGUCCACGAGAGGAGCGGCUUCUGGGGCGCGCGCCUGUCUGCGACCUCCAGUUUUCUGUCUCACGCCCUCCUGUUGGGUCGCAAUGGUGCCUCGAGAGCGCGCAGGACUCCGCUUCUGAGGCUAGGGGCGGCGGGCUGGAGGCUCGCUGCGUGGGGAAGUUUGAAGAAUGUUAGAAGUCUUAACUCAGGACAAGCAGCAGAAAUACAUUCAACAUGGUGACUGAACUGUUUGGAGACACUGGAAGAAGUAUCAGAGAUAAGUGAUCCAAGGAAGGGUGAUUCUGGAACCUUAAGGACUCUGCAAUAUGAAUAAUUCUCUGGAGAACACCAUUUCCUUUGAAGAAUACAUCCGAGUGAAGGCACGAUCUGUCCCACAACACAGGAUGAAGGAAUUUCUGGACUCAUUGGCCUCUAAGGGUCCAGAAGCCCUUCAGGAAUUCCAGCAGACGGCCACCACUACCAUGGUGUACCAACAGGGUGGGAACUGCAUUUACACAGACAGCACUGAAGUGGCUGGGUCUUUGCUUGAACUUGCUUGUCCAGUUACCACCAGUGUUCAGCCACAGACCCAGCAAGAACAGCAGAUCCAGGUUCAGCAGCCACAGCAGGUUCAGGUACAGGUGCAGGUACAGCAGUCCCCACAGCAGGUCUCGGCUCAGCAGCUCUCCCCGCAGCUCACCGUUCACCAGCCUGCCGAGCAGCCCAUCCAGGUUCAGGUGCAGAUCCAAGGACAGGCACCGCAGUCAGCAGCCCCUUCCAUCCAGACCCCAUCUCUGCAGAGCCCUAAUCCCUCGCAGCUGCAAGCGGCCCAGAUCCAGGUGCAGCAUGUGCAGGCAGCUCAGCAGAUCCAAGCAGCUGAAAUUCCGGAGGAGCACAUCCCACAUCAGCAAAUCCAGGCUCAGCUGGUUGCUGGCCAGUCUCUUGCUGGGGGUCAGCAGAUCCAAAUCCAGACUGUGGGUGCCCUUUCCCCACCACCAUCCCAGCAGGGCUCACCUCGGGAAGGGGAGCGCCGGGUUGGCACGGCCAGUGUCCUCCAGCCAGUGAAGAAGCGCAAAGUGGACAUGCCCAUCACUGUGUCCUAUGCCAUCUCAGGUCAGCCAGUGGCCACCGUGUUGGCCAUUCCACAGGGCCAGCAACAGAGUUACGUGUCUUUGAGGCCAGACUUGCUGACAGUAGACAGUGCCCACCUAUACAGUGCCACUGGGACCAUUACUAGCCCUACAGGAGAAACUUGGACCAUCCCUGUUUAUUCUGCCCAGCCCCGGGGGGACCCUCAGCAGCAGAGCAUUACCCACAUUGCCAUUCCCCAGGAAGCCUACAACGCAGUUCAUGUCAGUGGCUCACCCACAGCCCUGGCAGCUGUAAAGCUGGAGGAUGACAAGGAGAAGAUGGUGGGUACCACAUCUGUAGUGAAAAACUCCCACGAAGAGGUUGUGCAGACCCUUGCAAACUCACUCUUUCCAGCACAGUUCAUGAAUGGCAACAUCCACAUUCCAGUGGCUGUGCAGGCUGUGGCAGGCACGUACCAGAAUACGGCUCAGACUGUCCAUAUAUGGGAUCCCCAGCAACAGCCACAGCAGCAAACUCCCCAAGAACAGACACCGCCACCACCACAGCAGCAGCAGCAGCUCCAGGUUACUUGUUCAGCUCAGACCGUCCAAGUUGCUGAAGUUGAACCACAAUCACAGCCACAGCCUUCCCCAGAACUUCUGCUUCCAAAUUCUUUGAAGCCAGAAGAAGGGCUUGAAGUAUGGAAAAACUGGGCCCAGACUAAGAAUGCUGAACUGGAGAAGGAUGCUCAGAACAGAUUGGCCCCCAUUGGGAGGCGCCAACUGCUGCGUUUCCAAGAAGAUCUCAUCUCCUCUGCUGUGGCUGAGUUGAAUUAUGGGCUGUGUCUAAUGACACGGGAAGCUCGAAAUGGAGAAGGUGAACCCUAUGACCCUGACGUGCUCUACUAUAUUUUCCUGUGUAUUCAAAAGUAUCUUUUUGAAAAUGGAAGGGUAGAUGACAUUUUCUCUGAUCUUUACUAUGUUCGAUUCACGGAGUGGCUUCAUGAAGUUUUGAAGGAUGUUCAGCCCCGGGUCACUCCACUUGGCUACGUUCUGCCCAGCCACGUGACUGAGGAGAUGCUGUGGGAGUGCAAACAGCUUGGGGCGCACUCCCCCUCUACCCUGCUGACCACCCUCAUGUUCUUUAAUACCAAGUACUUCCUGUUGAAGACAGUGGACCAGCACGUGAAACUGGCCUUCUCCAAGGUCUUGCGACAGACAAAGAAGAACCCCUCUAAUCCAAAGGAUAAAAGCACAAGUAUCCGGUACCUGAAGGCCCUUGGAAUACACCAGACUGGCCAGAAAGUUACAGAUGACAUGUAUGCAGAACAGACAGAAAAUCCAGAGAAUCCACUGCGGUGUCCCAUCAAGCUCUACGAUUUCUACCUCUUCAAAUGUCCCCAGAGUGUGAAAGGCCGGAAUGACACCUUUUACCUGACACCUGAGCCAGUAGUGGCCCCCAACAGCCCAAUCUGGUACUCAGUCCAGCCUAUCAGCAGAGAGCAGAUGGGACAAAUGCUGACCCGGAUCCUGGUGAUACGAGAAAUUCAGGAGGCCAUUGCAGUGGCCAAUGCGAGCACCAUGCACUGAGAUGCCUCAGCCAUGGUACAAGAGAAACCAACCAGGAAAAACCAGACAGACUUUCACACUAAAGAAGAGGCCUCCAUUUUUUUUCUUUUUUUAUUGGUGUAGUUAUGGAGCCUUUCAGGCUACUUCUGUUUAAAAUGUAAAACUUUGCCCCCUUUGCAUCUUCAUAGACUUGCAGCAGACUCCUUGGCCUGUGGGGGGGCUUGAGGUUUCCUGAGAGCCAGAUGUCCUAGAAAGUUGCUGGCUGACUUUUAUCUGGGCCCGAGGAAAGGGCUUGGACUGAUAGAAAUGUGGCCCCUUGCCUUCCUCACGAUGGAACUAAUGAUGGACCAACCUCCAGGGAGUCUCCCCAGCUGGCUUCCACUCUGGACUGGUUCACAUCACUGACCACAGAGGAACCAUGUUUUCUUCUUGUUCAGACAUAAACCUAGCGUCUAAUGGAGAAAAGUGAGGGGAAAUUCAAUGAUUUAUUAAAGACAAUUUCUAUCACACCCUCCUUUAUGACAAGUGACAUUUUAGAUGUUAAAAACUUUACCAUGCCUUUUUUUUUUUUUUUUUUGGCCUAACAUUGAGGCCUUAAACCUGAGGCUCCUGUGCCUGAUGGAAUUCUUGUAACAUACACUUGUGUAUCAUAUAAAGAUACCACUCUGUUUCUCUUAUGUAUUCUUACUCUAGUUGUUUAUUAAGAAUGACAAGCACGUCUUUUCAACA